UAAAUACAUAGGUCUCUCCUAUGCCUCACAAUGCUUACAUACUAUACUAUUAGUGUUUCCAUAAGACCCCACAGGGUUACGCUUCUCGAUGACUUUUAAGAUGUUCUCUGCCCCUAGCUCAAAUUAUACUUUGUAUAUAAAAAGUACCUUGCAUCAUGUGUCAUACCGGUCAUUGUUCCUCAUCAGAUACCAAAGAAGAUGGUAUACUGUUUCCAGAAAGGCUACCUUACGCACAGCUCUUUUCUUCCCAGGUCAUGGAGUACAGCGCGUAGGAAUGGUGUCUUCAUGGAUCAAUAGCUUUCCAGACAUCGCUGGGAGUGUUUUAGAUGAAAUGGAUAGUGUAUUGGGGUUUCGGCUUUCUCGUGUUAUUGCCGAAGGACCGAACUCAGAGCUGAACAAGACCGAGAAUUCUCAACCUGCUAUUAUGGCGACAUCAAUAUUGAUCCUUCGAAUCUUAGAACAAAAGUUUGGCUUCGAUACGAAAUCUCGUGUGGAUGUCACCCUUGGUCAUAGCCUUGGGGAGUUCUCUGCACUGGUUACUGGGGGCUAUCUUGAUUUCGGUGACGCUCUAAAGCUAGUCCGACGGCGGGCAGAGAUCAUGGCCGAAUGCACUCGAGAAGCCACCACGGAAUCUGGCGAGGAUUAUGGAAUGGUGGCACUCGUCUGCGAACCUGAUCAUCUUGACGGUUUGCUCGCAGCAAUCCAUGAAUUCCUGGGCCUGUCAUCAAAUGGUAUGAAAGAUGAUUUAAAUUACGGAAUGCCGCCUAUUGAGAAAGUGAUGGUGGCAAAUAUCAAUUCUAAAAAUCAAAUAGUGUUGAGCGGAAGUAUUGAAAGGAUAAGAACACUUCUUAUCCAACUUCGCCAGUUUGGAGGUCACGAUCCACGUGCAGUGAGAUUGAACAGUGAAAGCCCCUUCCACAGUCCCAUAAUGAUGCCUGCGGCAGAAUAUAUGAUCCGUGCUCUUGACAACAUCAAACUCAACUUCCCAGCACAUAUGCCGUGUGUUUCAAAUGUUUCUGGUCUUCCGUUUCGCUCAGAAGAGGAACUAAAGAGGCUACUUUCACAACAGUGUGUUGAUACCGUGCGAUGGUGGGACAGUAUCAGGUAUCUAGACCAAGAGAGGGGUGUAAAGCGUUGGGUUGGCAUUGGGCCCGGGAAAGUCGGCAGGAAUCUGGUUGGAAAGGAGGUCGGUAAGGUAAUGGCUAAAGGAGGUGGUGUUUGGGCAAUCUGUGAUCCUCGCGAGCUUGAAGAUAUCGUCAGGAGUCUCGAACAGACUGAAUUUGAAGCUUUGUGUGAUUAACCCGUUACAGGCACAGGUAUGCUCAGAUUUUCAAUUGUCCCAUAAAUUAGUGGUCUCAGAAGUUCAUCUGUGCCAUUGCCAUGAAAAUGAUAGCGACAUCUUGCAACUUCUUGGCAUUUCGAGAUUAACAAGUGUGGACUAAGUAAAUCAGGCCAGUAAGAUUAAAGCGGCACAUAGUCUG
Aspergillus caelatus is the source of this 1481-nucleotide messenger RNA. RefSeq names its product ACP S-malonyltransferase. Gene Ontology annotation, cellular component: mitochondrion. Gene Ontology annotation, molecular function: [acyl-carrier-protein] S-malonyltransferase activity. The record is from RefSeq and is a predicted model, not a curated record. Gene Ontology annotation, biological process: fatty acid biosynthetic process. NCBI's taxonomy places the organism in Eukaryota, Fungi, Ascomycota, Eurotiomycetes, Eurotiales, Aspergillaceae. The transcript has 3 exons. The coding region runs from base 89 to 1300 and encodes 403 amino acids.